Molecule: messenger RNA, 1025 nt
Organism: Musca domestica (house fly)
Lineage: Eukaryota; Metazoa; Arthropoda; Insecta; Diptera; Muscidae
Product: JNK1/MAPK8-associated membrane protein
Exons: 5
Coding region: 83-985 (300 amino acids)
Biological process (GO): response to unfolded protein
Cellular component (GO): membrane
Molecular function (GO): ubiquitin protein ligase binding
Source: RefSeq, a predicted model, not a curated record
GACCUAAGUAACCCUAGUCGUGAAUGUAAACAUAGUUUGUCUGCAGACAACCGUGGCAGUGGGAUAUGCUUCAGCAUUAGAAAUGUCAACAACAUUGGAACGUUGUCCUGGACAAUAUUGUGGCCGUGUAGAAUUGGAAGAUGGUUGGAGUGAUUGUGGACCUUGUCCACGGGGAUUUCGGGUAAAUGCCAGCUAUGCCUGCAAUCAAUGCGAAGAUGAAUUGGAUUCGUAUUCAUGGUUUUAUAUGGGCUUUAUGGCAAUGUUACCGCUGAUGAUGCAUUGCUUCUUCAUUGAUUUGGAUGCCAAAGAUCGAAAAUUUUCUCGUAAACAAUUGAUAUUAACAUCUUGUGCCAUUGUGGAGGUUACCAUUUCGGCAAUUGUAUCAAUUCUAUUGAUGGAACCUAUGGGAGAAUUUCGUUUAUUUUCAUGUCCAGUGAGGAAAUUUUCCGAUUGGUACACGCUGUUCUAUAAUCCCACACCAAAUUAUGAGGAAACAUUGCAUUGCACGCAGGAAGCAGUGUAUCCUUUACAAACCAUUGUCCUGGUAUUUUAUUUUCUUUGCCUGGUAACCAUGUUCAUUAUAAGGCCCAUAGUUAGUGGCGUCUUGGAUGUCAGAGGUAAAGCACCAAUUUAUGCUGCUCUUUACUUCCUACCUUUGAUUACAUUUGUUCAUGCCCUGGCUUGUGGUCUGAUAUAUUAUGCCUUUCCUUAUAUGAGUAUAGCCAUGUCAAUGAUCUCAAAUGCAAUACACUAUUCCAUGAAAUUGGAUCAAUCUUUUAAAGCAUUGGUCAAAUCUUCCUUUAUGGAAAUAAAAAACUUUGUGAUUAUAUGUAUUCAAUGGCUUUUGCUGGCUUAUGGUAUUAUUGCCUUGGGCCAUCAUUAUGCCCUGCUGUCGUUAGUACCAUUCCCCUCAAUAUUCUAUAUACUGACAGUACGUUUUACAGAUCCAGCAGAGUUUAGAGAAGUUGAGUCCCGUAGCAGUUAAGUUAUGCCAAAAGGUAAAUUAAAAUAAUUUUAAGGUAAAA